AUGGAUCAUUCGGAGCUUCUUCACCGGUGCUUGACUGCGCCGCUAGCGCGCCAGACGGCCCUAGCGAUGUUUGGUCAAGCUCCGACGCCCUUCGCUCUCCUCCGCGACCUAAUUCUUGUGCUCCUGGCGGACGCGCGUUCUCCGGAGAACGGGACCAGGCUGGUAGCUGCGCAGCAGGAGCUUCAACGGGCAAACUUCCGAGGAAUGCCGGGCACCACCAGUGUGUUGAUGGACAAAGCGAGAGCGCUCCUGGCAACGGCAAGAGCCAGCGCGAAUGCCCCGCCAAUAGCGGGCGUGAUGAGGACCAAACCAUGGAUGGAGGCAAAGGAGGCUCUGGACGGGAUGGGGAUGGCGAGGAUCCUAGCGGACGAGAGAGCAGCGAGGGCGGCGGUGGCGGUAGUGGCGACGGUGGAGAUGGUCGCGGUUCCGACGGCAGCGGGAGCGGCACCCAAGACGGAGACAGAUACCUUCUUGCGUCUGUCGGAUGUGGAGUUCUGCGAAGGGGUCGGCACUCUCGAAAGCGGAGGAGCAAGUUCCGAGCUGUCGGUGACAAGCAACGAGGCGUUCGGAACAUCGACUGGCGGCGGAAGGAGCGGCGGGGGAGUCGAAAACGGCACCGUCCUGUCUCGACACCUCAGCGACUUCUUCCGGUCCCCGCUGUCGCUAGACUCGCCACCAGUCCAACGCUUUUCUUCGAUACGGUCGCUGUCUGACGUGCAGACCGGAGCUCGGCUCUUCAACAGCGUGAGGAGCGUUCGUUCGGAGGACGAUAAGCCAUCCAGGAAGAGCGGUAGCGGCAAGCUCUCCGACAGCGUCAGCUGUGUCCGUGCCUCCGGCGCUACAACCGGCGACACUGCCGAUGAUAUCUCCACAGGUCUUGGCGUCGGAGUCAUAGUCGAUGGCGAAGAAAGCCCACGAUGUUCUCCUCCGUCGGCCGUAUCCGAUUCCGCCGCCAGCCUCCUGGAUCCUCUUUCCCCGCACGGAGGCGCUACCAACGACCACUCCACGCCGCCGCCGAUUCCCGCCAACGGGACCGAAGACGUGCUGGUCAAGGAGAACGUCGACACGUUCCCGAAGACUGCGGUGGACCCCGUGCUCGAGGAACAUCUUUUUGUCUCUGACGCAGUCGCAACCUUCAAGCCCCUCGAAACGAUCGAGAGGGAGCAGGAGCGCGCCGCCGGCAUUGGCGAUGAAAGUGGCGGCGGUGGCGGCGGUGGUCGCGAGAGCGAGGAGGAGUGGUUGUCCCACCCGGAGGAGGAGGCCGACACCGCGCCCGCGGGGCCAGGGGAUUGGAUCGGACGCGCCCUUGAGGCCACCCUUGUGUCCAAGCGGGCAGAGGCUGCACCGCAGUGCGUCGCCACGGGCUGUGUCCAAGCAGACAACCCAGAGACGGCCGCCGCCGUAGCGGAGGGAGAGCGAGGGGGCGAAGAGGACGCGGGAGCCGGCGCCGGCCACGUGUGGGCUGGCCUUAACGACGACGGUUCGUGGCGGACGGAGGUGGCAAGGCGGGCAGCGGGGGAGGCCGGGGCGGUGGAGGCGGAGCGCCGCCGCUUGGCGAAGGUCAAGGCGGACGAGUCGUGGAGGUCGGAUGCUGCCGGCGAGGGCCACGGCGCGCCUCGACGGGACAGCGUUAGCUUCACCCAGCUUCAAACUGGCAACGUCAGGGACAAGCUGAACGUGUUCGAAGGGGCUUCCGGUUCCAAGGUCGGCAAGGAGAAACCUGGAAACCGGUCGAGUGUCGGUGCCCUUCACGGCAGGGGGCUGGUCACCGCCUGGGCGAAGAAAACCACGGAUCACCACCCCGCCUCCACCGCGAUCAACGAACAAGACAGCAGCGGGUGGUCCCCGCCUCCUCCUUGGUCUACCGGAGGCCGGACACGCUCGCCGCCGCCCCGCGCCGGCGACUCGGACGAGCAGGAGGAGUUUACGUGGAAGGCCGGACCGUCACCUUGCCGGCUGAAGGGGAGGCCAAGCCUAGGCCUUAUCCGCAACGGGCAGGUUCGGAUCAUGUCCAAGGCAUUGCUGAUGUCUUGUCCGGAGGGUAGGCGCGAGGGGGGGGGAACGCCCACACACCUUGCUGGCGGUCGUGCGGACGGCGGGAUGGCUGCGGCGAGGGCCAAGGGCGCGAGCGGGGCUUGGGCCAAGCUGCAUCGCAGGCUCGAGGAGGAAAGCAAGAACUUUAACGGGACAAGGCGCGCCGAGGUCGUGCCUCCCGUGGUCACCAGCGGGUGAUAAAUUCUGCUGGACGGCCUCUUGAUGCGGGGUGCGGUGAGACGAAUGCCGCUAGCAAUAGGUAGCAAGCAGCCAGACCUCGAGCAGUGUGGCACUCACAAGCCGAGCUAGAGAGGAGCUAUCACAUACGUCACCGGUGGCGGGAACAAGCUCAAUGUAUUCAAUAACACGGGGAUGGAGGUGGAGCUGACGAGCAUCUUGUGUGGGGGGUGCCUACCCGUCAGGGUGCGCAAGGUUUCAUCCAACCCCGUACUCGACGGAGCAACGUUCAUGUUUUGUAGUGUUCCUGACCGAGGCUGCUCGUGAGCCUACACUUGGGGGCAAGUAACGUGCGAGUUUUCGUCUUGUAUGGGGAUGGUCGCAAGCAUAUACACCAAAUUGCACAAACUAGUGCAUGUUGAUACAAGGAUUUUUCACACCAGUUUGCCGUAAGCGUAAUUGUUUAGAACGAUCGUGUAAGCGAGCAAGAAGGAAGGAAGUCAUGUGGCCUUGUGCUUUUUUUGCUUGCUGCGUGGUUUUCGCGUGUGUGACUCAUGGUACGUUAUGGAGGAGAUAGUCCCGAGGGAUUGAAGAGGAAUGGAAAUACGACAAUGCAUUGGGGGUGAUGUCGAGCAACAAGGGGCGGUACGUCGAUCCUUGGUGCGGGGCGAAAAAACAAUGUUCACAUGUUUUUGCUUGGCCGUUCUCGUCGUGAUCAAUUCGAAGGGCGGGGUGUUGUUUCGAUGUAAUCGUUUUUCAUUGUCGCUGUCGCUAUCGCUGUCAAAUUGUUGUUGUCGUCGUUGUCGCUGUUGAUGUGGUGUUGAUGUUAAAAGUAGCUGUGACUUCUUCCACCUCGUACGCAAUCUUCGGUACUACGAUAGUCCAGCUGGUGUAAGAACACCGCACUUUCUUCUCUCGAGAACACAAGUUAGCCCUGUGUGUUGUAUUUGACUUGCAGGGAAAACCCUUCCCACCUCCAGGGUGUGGCAUGAGGUUAGCCUGGUCAGCAAGCAGUAUAUAUCCCGACAAUGAUCUUCUUUCGCGCUCCGCAGGGAUGGGAGGAAUACUUUUUCAGGAUAGUUUUGUUGGUAAUGGCUCGUUUUGCUGACUUACCCACCGCGUGGAGAAACGGCCUCUAUUUUAUUUUUGGCUUUUCUUUGUCCCAUAGCAGUAGUUUG
Ectocarpus sp. CCAP 1310/34 is the source of this 3389-nucleotide messenger RNA. The record is from the annotation of a GenBank genome assembly. NCBI's taxonomy places the organism in Eukaryota, Phaeophyceae, Ectocarpales, Ectocarpaceae.